AUUGUUAUAGCGUCAUUAUAGAAAUAAGAGAAUGACAUCAAUAUUAAUUUUAAGUAAGUAACAUUAAUACAAUGAAGCUAAUGAAGCUGGGGACAUGUCCGACGAAUACACCCAAAAACUCGAAAGAGCAUCAUAACCUCAAAAUUAUAGUAAAUGUCAGAAGUAUAGAUUAGAUUAUCUCUUAAUUCUUUAUUCUUUACAAAAACAUGAAUUUCCUAGAUUUAUGUAGCUUUUUUGAGGAAAUCAAGAUAACUAAAGGCCCCAGAGAGAAAUACACUCUGAUUCAGAACAGGUUCAAAACAAUGCGAGAGGGUUUGUGUCACAAUCCGGGGGCUUUUUUCAAUGUACUAAGACUUAUUUUACCAGAUCUAGAUCGAGAGAGAGAAUCUUAUAAAAUGAAGGAAGCCAAGGUGGCUAGAACCUUAAUCAAAAUGUUAGAUUUACCACCGGGUAAUGACCGAAAUGUACUUAACAAGUCUUAUUUAGUGGCUGCACAAACAACUGAUUUUGGAGAAGUUGUAUAUUCAGUUAUCAGAAAAUAUUUAUCUAAUACCAAGACUAGUUUAACUGUACUAGAGGUGAACCAGUCACUGGAUCUUUUGACAAAGAGAAAAAAUGAAUCUGAAGCAGAAACAAUCAUGAUGAAUCUAUUCAAAAAAGUAUCUCCAGAAGAUAUUCGAUGGAUCAUAAGAAUUAUUUUAAAGAAUCUGAAACUUGGUAUAAGUUCCAACCAAAUCCUCAAUUGUUAUCAUAAAGAUGGGGCAUCGUUUUAUGCUUCAAAUAGCAAUCUAAGAAAAGUGUGCCAUAUUUUAGCAAAUCAAAAUGUUAGGUUACAUGAAUUGGAUAUCGAAUUGUUUGAAGCUUUUCGUCCAAUGUUAUCGAAACGAAUUGAUGGUGUAAACUUCAAAAGAGAACUACCAGAUAAUAAAUUAUUUUAUGUUGAAAAUAAAUUCGAUGGGGAAAGAUUUCAACUACAUUUAAGAGAUAAUGAAUUCAAAUAUUUUUCAAGAAAUGGUUUCGACUUCACUGAAAAUUUAGGAAAAUCUUAUGAAACUGGUAUAUUUACCCCACACCUGAAAGGUCUUUUUGAUAAAAAUAUUAAGAAUGCUAUUCUCGAUGGUGAAUUGAUGGUAUGGAACAAGAAAACUAAGCAGUUUGGAUCAAAAGGUAUGGCUCUGGAUGUGAAAAAAUUACGUCAAGACAAUCUUCAUCAACCUUGCUUCGUUGUAUACGAUAUAAUUCUCCUGAAUAACAGAGUUCUCACAAAUGUCCCUUUCAGGGAACGAAUUGAAAUAUUGAAGACCGUGUUUUGUAAUGUAAAAAUAGGCACAAUAGUCCUGAGCAAAGUGAAGCAGGUUCAUUCAAGGCAAGAAAUAAUAGAUGAAUUGAACCAGGCUGUUGAUAAUGAAGAGGAAGGAAUCAUUUUAAAAGAUCCUGAUUCUGUGUAUAAGUAUAGUGACAGAAAUAGUGGGUGGUUCAAGCUAAAACUGGAGUAUUUUCAGGAUGUAAUGAACGACAUGGACCUCAUUCUGAUGGGUGCUGAUCGAUCGUCUUACGCAUCUGAUAGUUUCAGAUCUUUUUUUGUUGGAAUUAGAUCAGGUAAUGCCAGUAAUGGAAAACCCCUCUACUUAUGUAUAGGAAAGGUAACAACUGGUCUGAACAUGGAGGAAGUUGAAAAUCUUGCAAAAAAAAUCAAACUGCAAGGGAAGAAAUUUGAAAAUUUCAACUCUGAAAACCUGAAAUUUGGCAAAGAAACUCCAGACUACUACAUCGACCCAGAAAAUUCUUUAGUAUUCGAAGUGAGAGCAACAGAGCUGAUUCGUAAUACCGAUAAUGCUUACAAAACUGGUUAUACUUUACGCUUUCCAAGAAUCCUCAAAAUACGUGAGGACAAACCAGUUGACGAAUGCAUGUCGAUCAAUGAAUUAUUAGAACUCACAAAAAAUAACAAGUCCGUCAUCAAACUCAACAAACGCAACAUAGAGUUGGAGGAAAUACUGAAAACCAAGACGAAAAAAGUUAAACAGAAGGAUAUAGUUAUGCCAACCAUUCAUGACUCUAAGAAAGUAUCUGACAUAUUGGACGGAUAUAAUAUUUUUGUAAUGAAUGAUAGCCCGGAAAUGGAUAAGGAAAAAGCUGAGAGUAUAAUAAAGAAAGCCGGAGGGACAGUGUCAUAUAGAGUGAAAGAGAAUGUUGAUAUAGUCCUGGCAGGUGAUAGAUCAGAAAAAAUCAGGCAACUAAUUCAGAAAAGACCCAAAUAUGACAUCAUAAAUUUAGCAUGGCUGAAUAGGGUUAUAGAAGAUGGCAAUAUUCUAGGCUACGAUCAAAAGGAAGUUUAUUAUAUAGGUUACAAUUACAAGAACUGUUUAUCAGAUGAAUUGGACAAAUAUGGUGACAGUUUUACUAUAGAAACUGAUGAUGACAAACUGAAAAAAACUUUUCAAACCAUUUCAGACAUGGGAGAAUUUUCAAGCCUAGGCACAACAGUGAGACUUCAUAGGAGAAAGUAUUUCAACGAAUAUUUUGCUUACUUUGACAAGUUCUCCAUUCCUGAUGAUCAAAAUUCUGAAAUAAUUUAUGAUUGUUUUAUUGACCAGCUCGAGUUCCAAUAUUACGGGGGAAAUGUCUGCGAAAAAAUUUAUGAAAAUGUGAAUCUGAUAGUGUAUAAUGGCCAAAGUGACAGAAAAAUAUUCUUGGAGAAUUAUAUUAAAUCUUUGAAUAAUACAAGAAUUGGGAUCAAGACUAAAACUUUCAUUUAUGAGUAAAAUUUUUGUUAUUGCCAAAUACCUGAUGUUUUCGAGAAAAGUUAAUCAUAUUUUGCUCAAUCCCAAAAAUUUUUUUGACAAAAAUGCUGUGAUAAUUGGAAUUGAAAAGUAUUGUGUUGCAAGUUAAGAAGGUCACUAAUUAUAAAAAAAAGGAAAACACUAUGAUAUGAAGAGAUUCCUAUUUAUUCAAUUCAAUUUCUUACAAUUUCAUUUCCAUAAUAUGUUUUUUAUAUUUAUGGUGAGGCAAUUUUAUUUGUGGAGGAUAUUAUAUUAUCUUGUAAUUCUGUUGUAAGCCGCCGUUACUGAUACUAUAUACAUUGGACCCAUUGAUUUAUUUAAUUUGUCAUUGUUUUAAUACAAUAUUUUGUUAAAUAAAUUUUUUCAAACUCU
Messenger RNA from Leptinotarsa decemlineata (Colorado potato beetle), 3155 nucleotides. It is a transcript of the gene DNAlig4, whose product is annotated as DNA ligase 4. NCBI's taxonomy places the organism in Eukaryota, Metazoa, Arthropoda, Insecta, Coleoptera, Chrysomelidae. The record is from RefSeq and is a predicted model, not a curated record. Gene Ontology annotation, molecular function: DNA binding; DNA ligase (ATP) activity; ATP binding. Gene Ontology annotation, cellular component: DNA ligase IV complex; DNA-dependent protein kinase-DNA ligase 4 complex. Gene Ontology annotation, biological process: double-strand break repair via nonhomologous end joining; DNA recombination; DNA biosynthetic process.